GAAGAGCCGCGCGGCAGGCCGGUAGCUGGCGGUCUUGUCAGUUGCGACCAUGGAGGCCCUGGCCGAGCCGCAGUGGCCUCCGAGUUUGGCGGUGAUGAAGACAAUAGAUGAUUUGCUGCGCUGUGGGAUUUGCUUUGAGUAUUUCAACAUCGCAGUGAUAAUCCCCCAGUGCUCUCACAACUAUUGUUCUCUCUGCAUAAGAAAAUUUUUGUCCUAUAAAACUCAGUGUCCAACUUGUUGUGUGGCAGUAACAGAGCCAGACCUGAGAAAUAAUCGCCUUUUAGAUGAACUGGUAAAAAGCAUGAAUUUUGCACGGACUCGCCUGUUGCAGUUUGCUUUAGAGUCACCACCCAUAUCUCCUGUGUCCUCCACCUCGAAGAAAGUUGUUAAAGUAUAUAAUGCUGAAGCCAUCAAACAUCCUAGCAAACAGGGGAACAGGUUAAUGGAUAAGUUCCUGGUUAGAGAAAAUGAUGAUUCUGUAUCUGAGUUGUUGGGAAAAGAAAAUGACAGGAAAUUCAGCCCUCAUAAAGAGAUAAGUACCUUUGCUGAGAUUAAGGAGACAAGUCUCAUAGGAAAGACGGUACUUGGUCCCUCGGAUGCUAAUGGUCCUGUGACACCUUCUACAUCUACUAUGAAACUGGACACUAAAGUGUCUUGUCCUGUUUGUGGGGUCAGCAUUUCAGAAAAUCACAUCAAUAAGCAUUUAGACUGUUGCUUAUCGCGUGAAGAGAAGAAGGAGAGUCUUAGAAGUUCCGCUCACAAAAGGAAGCCACUGCCGAAAACUGUGUAUAACUUGCUCUCUGAUCGUGAUUUAAAGAAAAAGCUGAAACAGCAUGGCUUAUCUGUUCAAGGAAACAAACAGCAGCUUAUUAAAAGGCACCAAGAAUUUGUGCACAUGUAUAAUGCCCAGUGCGAUGCUUUGCAUCCUAAAUCAGCUGCUGAAAUAGUUCAAGAAAUUGAAAACAUGGAGAAGACAAGAAUGCGCCUUGAAGCAAGUAAACUCAAUGAAAAUUUCAUGAUUUUUACGAAGAACCAAACAGAGAAGGAAAUAGAGGAAAUUCACAGUAAAUAUCCCUGCUUUUUAAAAGCACCCAGUUCCAGCAGCCCAAGAGUGGCACCACCUUCAGAGAGCUGGGACCCUCCCACAUUAGUCAUCAAUCAAGAAAAGAUACCACUCUUGCCCACAGGCCAAUCUGGAGGUAAAAAGCAUCAGAAUGAAUUCCAGCUUCUGGUAGAUCAGGCCAAAAGAGGAUACAAGAAAACUGGCAGAAUGUCAGAAGCUACAAAAACAAGAAAAGAUGGACCUGCAGAGAAACUGUCAUCUGAAUAUACUGCACAAGAAGAUAAUGUGAGCUUCUCAGAUACUGUCUCAGUAACAAAACCCAUUCUUCAGUCAAAGCUGGACUCCCCAGGGCAGUCAGAGCCCGAGAGACCAGAUGAUUCUUCUAGUUGUACUGAUAUUCUCCUCUCCUCAGAAUCAGAUUCAUGCAAUAGUUCCAGUUCAGACAUCAUAAGAGAUCUUCUGGAAGAAGAGGAAGCCUGGGAAGCAUCUCACAAAAAUGAUCAAAACAUAGAAGUAAGCCCACAACAGAAUCGCCGCUCUAGAGCCGCUGAAGGUGCUGAGAUUGAACCAAGAAACAAGCGGAAUAGGAAUUAGUAUGAGCUUUUGCCAGCUUUUCCAUACAGUGACCUGAAUGUGUGUUAUUUUUAUUGCCAUAUGUGCUUUCAUAUUUAGCAAUAUCCAAGGAAGAUAUUUAGUUCUAAAUGUAAUAGUUAAUUUAUUUUCAUUCUUUGCCUUUCUGGAAGGAAAAAAAAAAAAGAAAAGAAAAGUUCUGAAAUUGCCCUUCUUAGUCAGUUGCUUCCUUCCCUCUAAGACAUUUUUUUCCCUAAAACACAUUCACCAGCUUUGCACGGAGCACACAUUCCUUAGCAGGAGUGUUUGCCUUGGUUUGACUUCUCUAUUUCAGGAUGUUUUAAAGUCAUUUUUCACUUCUUUCCAUUGGGGAACCAACCUCAGCAACAGCUUCCUUUUGGUAAGAGUAUGCAUGCUUUUGUCAUAAUCCACAAAGCCUUGGUGUAAGUGGGUGAGACCAGGCCACCAGCAGUUACUAGUUGGUGCCCAAGUUGAAUGUAUGUGGUUGUUAGACACACCUGUGUUUUACAUAUAGAGUAGAUUUAUAAUGUGAAGUCACAAAGUGAAUUUUAUAAUUUUUGAAAAGUCAGGAAAGUUAGUAUUGUAAUUUAAGGUAACAGUCACAGUAACUCUGAAACAUGCAUAUUCUUCUGAAGUGCCACUUAAAAAUUAUUAGUAUUUUUCCACAGGGCCAGGCAGAUCUCUAACACUUGGAAUCCCAACUGUUAAAAAAAAAUAAAAAAGAAAAAAAGAAAUAAAUGGAUUUUAUCAACGAAUAAUACAAUUUGUAAUGUCCUUGAAACAGUGUCUUGUGGGUAUUUGAAUAGAGGCUAUAAAUCUUUAUAUUGCAUUUGUCAUAAAAUUUGUUAUU
Messenger RNA from Psammomys obesus (fat sand rat), 2504 nucleotides. It is a transcript of the gene Rad18, whose product is annotated as RAD18 E3 ubiquitin protein ligase. Gene Ontology annotation, biological process: protein monoubiquitination; DNA damage tolerance. Gene Ontology annotation, molecular function: single-stranded DNA binding; ubiquitin protein ligase activity. The record is from RefSeq and is a predicted model, not a curated record. Lineage: Eukaryota; Metazoa; Chordata; Mammalia; Rodentia; Muridae. The transcript has 14 exons. The coding region runs from base 50 to 1657 and encodes 535 amino acids. Gene Ontology annotation, cellular component: Rad6-Rad18 complex; nucleus.